GCAGCAUUCAGACACAGCGAAAGGAUCAUGGCGGAUGGCCCCAGGUGUAAGCGCAGAAAACAGGCGAACCCGAGGAGGAAUAACGUAACGAAUUACAACAACGUUGUGGAGGACCAGUCAGAUUCUGACGAUGAGGACAAGCUACACAUAGUGGAGGAAGACCCUGAUGGAGACAGCACUUCCGCAGUAUUAUCCCAGAACGGGACGGAGACGCACCAAGACACCUGGGAUGGAGUGAAGGAGGAGUGUGGCUCAGAAGAGGAGGAUGAGGAGGAGGAGGAGGAGGAGGAGGAAGAGGAGGGGGGUAAGGAGAUGAUCCGGCAGGGAGACACGGCGGUCAUCUACCCCAAGGCGCCGGUCGGCAAACCGAAAAGCGCGUCUGAGAGAGGGAUCUCAGAGAAGACCGGCACGCCAGACACCCUCUCCCAGCUCCUGACUUGUCCCUACUGCUCACGGGGCUACAAGCGCUGCACGGCCCUGAAGGACCACAUCAAGCUGCGUCACGAGAAGAGCGAGGACAACUUCAGCUGCUCCCAGUGCAGCUACACCUUCACCUACCGGACACAACUGGACUGUCAUAUGACCCAACACAAGAACCAACACAAGGAUCCUGUACAGCGUCAUGUACCCCAGACCACCACCACAACAAUAACAACAGGGGGGAACAGGAAAUUCAAGUGUACUGAGUGUUCCAAGGCUUUUAAAUAUAAGCACCACCUGAAGGAGCAUCUUCGCAUCCACAGCGGAGAGAAGCCAUACGAGUGCCCCAACUGUAAAAAGAGGUUUUCCCACUCAGGGUCCUACAGUUCCCACAUCAGCAGUAAGAAGUGUGUUGGCAUGGCGCCUGUCAACGGCAACCCCAGCCCAGUCAUUAAGGUCUCCAACCAGACCCCCAGCCAGACCCAGCCCUCUGGCCCCGCCGCAGCCCCAGUCCGAGUGCUCCUCCGGGGGGAGAAGACAGACAGCAAGCCCCUGCAGGAGCAGCUCCCCCACACUCAGAUUAAAUCUGAGCCUGUGGAUUAUGAGUUCAAGCCGGCGGUGGUGGCGCCUAACGGGGCGGUGGGGACUAAUGGGACGGUGUUUAACGGUGGCGUGGCGCUACCCCAGGGCACGGCGCUGCCUCAGGGCAUGGUCCAGGCGGUGGUACUGCCCACCAUGGGUCUGAUGUCUCCUAUCACUAUUAACCUCAGCGACCUGCAGAACAUGCUCAAGGUGGCCUUGGAUGGAAACGUGCUGCGUCAGGUGUUGGGGACGGCCAACGGGCUGGGGACGGCCAACGGGCUGGUGACCUCCAAGCAGGGGUUUGUGACACAGGCUGGCCAGCAGGUAAUCUCAGCCAUCAGCCUGCCUGGCUUCGUGGACCAGGACGGUACCACCAAGAUCAUCAUUAACUACAGCCUGGAGCCAAGCCCAGCCCAGCAGCCCACCGCCCCUCAGCUCCUCAAGCAGGAGGCUCCCCCUCCCACCACCAACACCAACACCGCCAGCGCCACAAACACACAGCCCGCCUCCAAAGUAACAGAGAAACUCCCCCAGGACCUCCACAUCAACAAGACCGAGCCGGACGACUCGGAGCCCGAGUCAGAGAUGGAGACGCAGGAGACAGAGACUGAAGCUGAGACACCAAAGGCCCAGACAGGCAAGACAAGGUGUCUACUGUGUGACAAUUGUCCUGGUGAUUUGGAUGCACUGCACAUGCUCCAGCAUUGUAAACCUGCCAACGAGGAGGGAGGUGACAGCGCCACCCUCGACCCCUCCAUCGCCACCCUCCUGGCCGAGGCAGGGAUAACACCAGGCCAGCAUCCUCUAAAGAAUCUGCUCUCACUCCUCAAGGCCUACUUCGCCUUAAACGCCGAGCCCACCGAGGAAGAGCUGGCCAAGAUCUCUGACAAUGUCAGCCUGCCCGUGGACGUGGUCAAGAAGUGGUUUGAGAAAAUGCGGUCAGGUCAGAUCACGGUCGGACCCCCUGGUUCCUCUCCAGAUGACUCUGGACUUUCAGAUUCCAGCACAGAGACCCAGCUAGACCAAGAGAAGAGCGGGACAGAGAUAGAGGAGCAGCAUGCCUCGGCCCAAACACAGGAGACAUCAUCUUCCCAACCUACUAACAGUUCCCCUGCCUCGACGUCCCCCUCUGCCUCAGCCUCGGCCCCCUCACCACUAAACCUCUCCUCCAGCGGCCUGGUCAUUGUGAAGACUGAGGUCGACUCUGAGCGCGAGGCUCAAGAUCUUCCCCUGGACCUGUCCCUUCCCAAGCAGCCCCAGUCACAGCCCCAGGUCCCCCAUGUUCCACAGGAGCAGCCCCUCAACCUCACCUGCCUGAAGGAGACAGUCCAGGCCCAGCUCCCAGGACUCCAGGGAACCACCAACACCAUCUACGUCACCUCCUCCCCCCAAACGACCAUCCCCAGCCCGGUGAACAUAAUGACCACCCGGCUAGUAGCCAUCACCAACCAGGGCAGCGGUGUGCCCUGCCUCAGGGCCAUCUCCACCGGCACCACCAAACGGACCAUCCUCAUCCCCCAGCUCACCUACACAUACACCACUACAGCAUGCAGCGGCACCACUGGGGCCGAGGGAGCCCAGAAGACCGUCAGAAUCAACGGCUGCCAGGAGGAGAAGUCUGCCACCAGCUCAGAGGGUGUGUCGACGGUCGAGGAGCAGGAUGACUCUUCCCCUCCGCUGAAGAAGAUGCGCCGUCCGCAGAGCGGGAUGUACUCCUGUGACCUGUGUGACAAGAUCUUCCAGAAGAGCAGCUCCCUGCUCAGGCAUAAAUACGAACACACAGGAAAGCGGCCACAUGAGUGCGGCAUCUGCGACAAAGCCUUCAAACACAAACACCACUUGAUAGAACACACGCGACUGCACUCUGGAGAGAAGCCCUACCGCUGUGACAAGUGUGGCAAGUGUUUCUCCCACUCGGGCUCCUACAGCCAGCACAUGAACCACCGAUACUCCUACUGCAAGAAGGAGCCCCAGGGAGGGUGGCAGGGGGGACGUCAGCUCGGGAUGAGCCCCGAAAGGAGUCCUCAAACAGAAGAGCAGCAGUCAGACAGCCGACCCACCUCCCCACCUUCCCAACUGGACUCAGACGAGAGGGAGAGUGAGGAGGAGCUGGAGGAAGAGGAGGGCAUGGCGGCUAUGAGCAUGGACGACAUACGGGUGGUGCAAGUGGGUGAGGAUGACGAGGAGAGUGAGAUCUACGAGGUGGAGGAGUUUGGGGAGGAGAGGCAAGAGGAGGAGGAAGGGAGCAGAGAGGAAGAGGAGGAGGAGGAAGAGAUCAGAGAGGAGGAGGAGGAAGGGAGCCGAGGGGAAGAGAUGGAGAAGGAAGGGAGCAGAGAGGAAGAGGAGCAGAAGGAAGAGAGUAGAGAGGAAGAGGAGGAGGUACAGCAGAAGCAGGUGUGUGAAGAAGAGCAGGAAGAGGAAGGGAUGAGAGAGGAGGAGGCACACCAGGAGGAGGUGGAGGAAGAGGAAGGGAGUAGAGAGGAGGAGGCACACCAGGAGGAGGAAGAGGAAGGGAGUAGAGAGGAGGAGGUGGAGGAAGAGGAAGGGAGGAGAGAGGAGGAGGCACACCAGGAGGAGGUGGAGGAAGAGAAAGGGAGUAGAGAGGAGGAGGCACACCAGGAGGAGGAAGAGGAAGGGAGUAGAGAGGAGGAGUCACACCAGGAGGAGUUGGAGGAAGAGGAAGGGAGUAGAGAGGAGGAGGCACUCCAGGAGGAGGAAGGGAGUAGAGAGGAGGAGGCACUCCAGGAGGAGGAAGAGGAAGGGAGUAGAGAGGAGGAGGCACACCACGAGGAGGUGGAGGAAAAGGAAGGGAUGAGAGAAGAGGAGGCACACCAGGAGGAGUUGGAGGAAAAGGAAGGGAUGAGAGAAGAGGAGGCACACCAGGAGGAGGAAGAGGAAGGGAUGAGAGAAGAGGAGGAGGCACUCCAGGAGGAGGAAGAGGAAGGGAUGAGAGAAGAGGAGGAGGUUUGUAAAGAAGAGUCCCUACAGCAGGAGGAUGUGUGUGAGGAAGAGGAGGUGAUGGCGGUACAGGUGAUGGGAGGUGUAGCGGAGGAGGAAGGAGUGGCAGAGAAGGCAACCUUUGUAACAGAGGAAGCUAUGGAAACGGAGGACAAAGAACCACAUGUGGACAAGGAGGACAUCCCGGUGGAGGGGUUGGAAACCGGACAGAAAGAAACAGAGGAAGACACGAUGAACGGUGAAUAAAGAAAAUACAUUCUCUGACAAAAAAAAAUGGAAAUCCUAGGUGUCAAGUAGCAGGAGAGGAAAAUCUUGUGUUGUCGUCAAAAGAAAAAAAGAAAACAAAAGAUGGUGCCGUGUUGAUGCCGUGUGUCGGUCCUCUACUGUGUUGAAACCCAGGUGUGCCUGAGACUCAAAAGAAGGGACUUUUUCUCCUGAAAAUAAUAUGGGUGUUACCUUGUUUAUAGACGUAUUAUACAUUUUUGUAUAAAAGUUACAGCUGACCUUUCAAUUAUUUUGUUACUGAGAGUGAGACAUCUGAUCCCAGGUCAUUUAUGUUUGUCAGUGUUAUUUUUGACUAAUUUUGCCACUCUUGUUUUAACCUUUUAAUCUGUACAGUUGAAGAAACAUUUCUAUACAUUUUUAUUGCCAAUGAUGAUGUUUGCUAAAAUCAGUAUUUUAUUGAGUUGUAAAACAAAAAAACAAACAAAAAACUGCACUACAGUAAUCCUGGUUUACCUAUGGAUGCAACAUGCCUCAUGACGUCCACCCUUCAGUAUUAUCAUGUUCACACUAGCUGUACAUCCUCUUCAUGUUAGCUAACGUUAGCAUAGCAUUUUGUUUUCAGUUGGUUUGUUAACAUUAAGAAGAAAAGAGGA
Molecule: messenger RNA, 4838 nt
Organism: Oncorhynchus masou masou (cherry salmon)
Lineage: Eukaryota; Metazoa; Chordata; Actinopteri; Salmoniformes; Salmonidae
Product: zinc finger E-box-binding homeobox 1-like
Exons: 9
Coding region: 28-4206 (1392 amino acids)
Molecular function (GO): DNA binding
Source: RefSeq, a predicted model, not a curated record